AUGAAACGUCACCACGUAUCUUCCAGUAAAAUGGGAGAGGCCUCUGGUGGGGGAUUGGGAAAAAAAAAGUCAAAAUCACAAAAUCAACAAGGGACUUCCAGCAAAAAUAAGGGAACACGUGGAGAAGGAACAAAACAAGGUCAAAAAAGAAAGCAAGUCACUCAGACAGCCAAAAGGAAAGCUGAGGAACACAGGGACUAUCCUCCAGGAGAAAAAGCUUCUUCAAAAAGGGUGAAGCUAACCAGUUCUCAAACAGGAUCUUGGCAGACUCUCUCAGAGAGCAGUAGGCAGUUCCUGGCGACAGUAAUGGAUUCAGUAAUACUAUCUGUUCUGUGCCAACAAAAUGAGAGAAAAGUUGAUGUACAGAAGCACCUCAAUGCACUGAAAGAAAGGAUGAUGAGCUUUUUCAAGACUUUAAAGGUGCCUCCAGGGAAGCUGGGCAACCUGAAGAAUGUCCUGAGCCUUAAAAUGGCAGAGAAAGAAAAGCUGGAGACAAACGAAGAGACUUUGGUAAAAUUGCAGGAAGAAAUCAAUGAGGUUGAGCGAUCAGCAGAACGCGUUGAAGGAACCACGCAGGAACUGCAGCACAGAAUCCAGGUGCUCAAGAAGCAGUUAGAGGAAGAUGAAAAAAAGGCCACAAAGAUACUCCAGAUAAAUGACAGUGGAGUACUCCGCCUUCCAGAGCUCCCCAAGCGCAGUUUACAGGCACCCAUUCUGCAGGAAGAAAUUUUGAAGAUAAAAAAUCAGAAAGGCCUUUUAAAGGAUUUGAACGCUAUUCAGCAGUCAGCUGACUUGAAGAACAUGUUAACCCUCAUUGAAAAGACCUAUGAGAAGGUUGACUGCCUUUGA
This is a messenger RNA of Merops nubicus (carmine bee-eater), 849 nucleotides long. It is a transcript of the gene CENPQ, whose product is annotated as centromere protein Q. NCBI's taxonomy places the organism in Eukaryota, Metazoa, Chordata, Aves, Coraciiformes, Meropidae. The coding region runs from base 1 to 849 and encodes 282 amino acids. The record is from RefSeq and is a predicted model, not a curated record. The transcript has 8 exons.